Molecule: messenger RNA, 1461 nt
Organism: Notothenia coriiceps (black rockcod)
Lineage: Eukaryota; Metazoa; Chordata; Actinopteri; Perciformes; Nototheniidae
Product: probable palmitoyltransferase ZDHHC20
Exons: 13
Coding region: 22-1080 (352 amino acids)
Molecular function (GO): palmitoyltransferase activity
Source: RefSeq, a predicted model, not a curated record
AUUGACAGCUACAGAUUAAAGAUGGCGCCCUCUCAUGCACUGAGGUGCUGCAAACGGGCUCUGAACUGGAUACCUGUCCUUUUUAUUAACCUGGUUGUCGGCUGGUCUUAUUACGCUUAUGUUGUGGAGCUCUGUGUCUAUACAAUUCCAAAUAAUCCAGAACGGAUCAGCUAUUUGAUCCUCUUUCACAUUUUCUUCACCAUGUUCAUAUGGUCCUACUGGAAAACGAUCUGCUCCAAACCAGAAAGCCCCUCAAAAGUGUUUUGUUUGCCCAGAGCAGAGAAGGAACUGUUUGAGAGAGAGGAGCGAGCCGAGACGCAACAAGAGAUUCUGAAGAAAGUGGCGAAGAAUUUACCCAUUUAUACCCGCACAGCAGGAGGAGCCGUCCGUUACUGCGACCACUGCCAGGUGAUCAAACCUGACCGCUGCCAUCACUGCUCAACCUGUGAGAUGUGUGUGCUGAAAAUGGACCAUCACUGCCCCUGGGUGAAUAACUGUGUGGGAUUCUCAAACUACAAAUACUUUGUGUUGUUCUUGACCUACGCCGCACUCUACUGUGUGGUGAUUUGUGCUACAGUCAUCCAGUAUUUCCUCAAAUUCUGGACAAAAGUGCUGCCGGACACGCAUGCCAAAUUCCACGUCUUGUUUCUGUUUUUCGUGGCUGCCCUGUUCUUUGUCAGCGUCCUGUCACUACUGGGCUACCAUCUGUGGCUCGUGGGAAAGAACAGGACGACUAUAGAGGCGUUUCGGGCUCCUGUGUUCGCAAACGGUCCAGAUAAAAACGGGUUUUCUCUCGGCUUUAAGCGAAAUGCAGCUGAGGUAUUUGGAGACCAAGGGAAGUACUGGAUGUUUCCUGUUUCCUCAAAUCUGGGAGAUGGACAUUCCUUUGUUACCAGAUUGGUACAAAACAUAGAUCCUGAAAGAGCCAACGGUGUCCUUCAGCAAAAUGGCAAAAGCCCUGCCGAUGGGAAGCCCGACCCUUGUGUCCAUGGUAACAAUAUACAACACACAGCAGACGACAGCAAAGAGAACAUAGAGGGAGGACAGACAGACUCUGUAAAAGUGGAGAAUGAGCAAUAGCAGGUACAUCAGCAAACCAUGGUGCCUUAAACCAGGAGCAUCAGCCCCUCUACAGGAGCCGUCCUCCACCUUCAUCUUGAGUACAAACCUCAAGCCACUUGUUUUGCACAUACAUUUAUUUGACCAGCGUGUUUUGAGCCAGCACCGCAAGAAUACUGUUAUCAUAUCAACAGGGACCUCGUAGAUGGGAGCAGAUGUGAUUCGUCUUUGUUUUGAGCCAAAGACAUUCAAAUAAUGUUUUGUCAUUAUUGCGUAUGAAAAAAUAACGGACUUCUUUUUUCCAUCUUGAGCCAAUUGAAUGUCUGUCGAUAUGUACAUUAAUCCCAUUAUACAUUCCUAAUAGAGAAUCAUUCUCUGUCAGUAUUAAUCAAGCUUUAAUAA